AAGUAUCUCAACCCGUGCCGUGCCGAAGCGUCAGUAGAGGUACAGGGCGGCUCGUUUCAACUUCUUCCUUCAACCAUCACAAAGUGUGUCAAACCUCUGCUCGAGUCGGAGACAGGUGCUGGAAGCAAACAGUGGCCAUUUAUCUAGUCUAUAGGGUUGCGUGCGGUCACUUUAAUCGGGGUUUAAAGACUAUAGAAUAGCUUACACGCACGGAGAAAGAACAAGACUUGUGGAAGAUUCACUUUUCGCCUCCGUCUCUCACAUCAUGGCUACAACAACCUGUACCAGGUUUACUGAUGAAUAUCAGCUGUACGAGGAGUUGGGAAAAGGUGCCUUCUCUGUGGUCAGAAGAUGCAUGAAGAUCUCCACCGGUCAGGAGUACGCUGCCAAAAUCAUCAACACCAAGAAGCUCUCUGCUAGAGACCACCAGAAGCUGGAGAGGGAGGCUCGCAUCUGUCGCCUGCUGAAGCAUCCCAACAUCGUGCGGCUUCAUGACAGCAUAUCUGAAGAAGGAUUCCACUACCUUGUCUUCGAUUUAGUCACUGGAGGGGAACUGUUUGAGGACAUUGUGGCCAGAGAGUACUAUAGCGAAGCAGAUGCCAGUCAUUGCAUUCAGCAGAUCCUAGAGGCCGUGCUCCACUGCCACCAGAUGGGCGUGGUCCAUCGCGACCUGAAGCCAGAGAAUCUCCUCCUGGCCAGCAAACUGAAGGGUGCCGCGGUGAAGCUGGCGGAUUUCGGCCUUGCCAUCGAGGUGCAGGGGGAUCAGCAGGCAUGGUUUGGUUUUGCUGGGACUCCCGGGUACCUGUCACCUGAGGUCCUGAGGAAAGACCCCUACGGGAAGCCAGUGGACAUGUGGGCCUGUGGUGUUAUCCUCUAUAUCCUGCUGGUGGGCUAUCCUCCUUUCUGGGACGAGGACCAACACAGACUCUACCAGCAGAUCAAGGCUGGGGCCUACGACUUCCCCUCUCCAGAGUGGGACACGGUCACUCCUGAAGCCAAGGACCUGAUCAACAAGAUGCUCACCAUCAACCCUGCCAAACGCAUCACCGCCGCCGAGGCGCUCAAGCACCCCUGGAUCUGCCAACGCUCCACUGUGGCCUCCAUGAUGCACAGGCAGGAGACUGUGGAGUGCCUGAAGAAGUUCAAUGCCAGGAGGAAGCUCAAGGGUGCCAUCCUCACCACCAUGCUGGCUACACGGAACUUCUCUAGCAAGACCCCCUUCAACAAGAAGCCUGAUGGAGUGAAGAUCAACAACAACAAAGCCAACGUAGUGACCAGCCCCAAGGAGCCGGUCCCUGCUCCUGUGCUGGAUAAACCAAGCGAUCCCGGAGCUCCUAGCGAGCCUCAAACUACUGUUAUCCACAAUCCCACUGAUGGACAGAAGGAGUCCAGCGAGAGUGCUAACACCACCAUCGAGGACGACGAUGUGAAAGCACGCAAGCAGGAGAUCAUCAAAGUAACUGAGCAGCUGAUUGAGGCAAUCAAUAAUGGAGACUUUGAGGCCUACACGAAGAUCUGUGACCCUGGCUUGACCUCUUUUGAACCUGAGGCCUUGGGGAACCUGGUCGAAGGCACCGACUUCCACCGAUUCUACUUUGAGAAUGCUUUGUCUAAGGGCCAUAAGCCCAUUCACACCAUCCUGCUGAACCCCCACGUGCACCUGAUUGGUGAGGAUGCGGCAUGCGUGGCCUACAUCCGCCUCACCCAGUACAUGGACGCUAACGGCAUGCCCCGCACCAUGCAGUCCGAGGAGACGCGCGUCUGGCACCGCCGGGACAGCAAGUGGCAGAACAUCCACUUCCAUCGCUCUGGCUCACCCACCGUGCCCUCCAACUAGUAUGGCCUCCGAACUGCCAGGGAAACACUUCCUGCCAGCUGAGCAUUCAUCCUGCCUACCCAGUCUCGAUCACACCCUGUCCCCGCCCACUUCAAUUGCUCUACCCAAUGGGAGUCUUGUUUACAUAUCAUCACUGCUAGACUUGGGGAUCUAGAGUGGUGGGCCGGCCAACUCAUGAUAUCAUUAUUGUGUGUCUUUUUUUUUGUAUAAGUUGGGAUGGUGCACAUCAUUUCUGGGCUGAUGCUUUUACGUCAUUCCCAUAACAGUGCAGUAAUCACAGACAAGCAUGUAAUUAAAGUAACCCAUGGAACUUCCCAUUCCUUCUUCUUAUUAAAGUGUUGUGAUUAUUGUCAAAAGAGCCAAGUUGAUUUGUACACUUAACUAAUUCCCUGUCAGUCAGUCACUUUGGCAUGUGCUGUACUUUCAAGCUUACACAUUAGAAGGGUUGAAAUUUCAAGAAUGCCAAGCUCGCUACCCACUUUUGUUAUCCGUAGUGGUACAUAGCAAGUAGUGAGAGAUGUGUGACUGGUUCCCUUCAUCAGAUUAGUAGGGAGAUGUGUCAGAUAUCACUGACUUAACCACAAAGACAAGGUUGCCAGCAUAUCUUAGUCACUGCCUACAUUACAACACCGUUCUUUAAGAAAGACUACAUACGUGUCAUUUCAUGUGCAAUAUAGCAACACUUUUUAAGUAUACAAACUGAAUGGCAAAAACAACUUGAGCUUGCUUGUAUUUUUUGUUUGUUUUGUUUGAUUUUGUUUUUGGUGAUUUAGACAAUGUUUUGUGUGAGUAAGGUGAAGUGCUACUAUUGCUUUUACACUUGGGAGUAUUAACAGUAGUCUGUGAGCUUAGUUUUUGAGCUUGAUGCAAAUCUGUUGUGCUGCAUCUCAAGAUGGUCAAGCAAACAUUAUUUCUUCUUAAACAAACAAAUAUAUAUAUAUGUACAAAAUAUUUUUAGAGGGGGAAUUCUGAAUAUGUUUGGUUCCAUAAUCACAGCUGCACAUGGAAGACAUGUUUUAACAGUAAGGGAAUGUAACACAGGUCUUUGUACCGUUUGCCACAUCAAAGUCUUAUUCUUUAACUUGUGGAAAACUCGUGGACAAGUUAUCUUUUAUGGUGAAUUCAGUAAUCUUAUUUUUAUUUUGUAUUGUUUUGAAUUAGAUUGAUUUUCCUUUGUCUUCUGUAUUUUUUAUAUUGCAAAACUUCAUUGACACGGUAUUUCUCUCCGGCUCAUGUUGAUCUCUCUGAUUUUUCUCACCUCUGGUCCUUCUUAACUUCCAAACACUGCAUGAGUUAAUUUUCUACGACUUUAGUUCCUCCACACUUCUAUAAGGUCCCCAUGACCCCCCCCCCCCCCCCCCCCCCCCCCCCACACACACACACACACACACAAAGCUCCUAUCCUUUCUCCCCUUACCACACCCCUUGUGUUUGUCCCCUCAUUAUAGGGUAAAGUUAUAAAGAAUUAUAUAUCUAGAUGUUUUAUUUUUGGUGCAACGUGGUGAAAUAGUCAAUGCAUUAAGAAACAUCCUUCCCAGAAAGCUUACUGUGUCAGUGGGAAGUCUUUUGCAUUAAUGUGUUUGAUUGUGCGGAGUCAUUUAAUUUAGAGGGGAAUCGUACAUGUGUGUUUGCACAGUGGGUCAAAGAAGAGGGAAAUUGUCAGUUGUUUGAUUUGUUUUCUGGAAAACCACGUGUUUACAGUUUAAACACAUACACACACACCAACAGAUAAAGACACCCCAAUGCAGAAACACAGCUUAUAUGAUGCGACCUUAAUACUGUUUUAGUGUACCACUAAAACAAAUCAGUUCGAUAAAGUAAAGUAGUUUUUAUUUGUAAUAAAUUGCAAACUGAUUAAAAGUUGGGAGGUUUCCAUCUAUUGAACUGUCUGCAGCCAAAACGUUUCUGUUUGUGACUGCGUUGGCUUAUCAAGAUUUCAGUAGAACACCAACAAGCCCCUCAGGGAAGGUUCAAUAGAAAAGUUUAGUUUUUUUCUCUCUCCUCUUUUAGAUUGUCUGCCCAUCAUGUUAUUUUUUAAGUUACUCAAGCCAUGACACACUAUGGAUAGAGUGUAAAUAUCUACUGCCACCAUGGGAACAGACUGAUAUUUGACAAAUAUUUAAAUAAAAUGUGAUUUCUGCCAAAUCUGCUUCUCCUUUCUAAUUAUCUGCUCAGUUCUCACCUACUGAGACUUUUAAUUUGUUGACUAACAUACCCAUCGUUUAUAGUGGGCAUCCACACAGUUCAUUUGUUCAAAAUGGGUCUUCUGUCUUCUGUCAAUUUCAAUAUCUUUCAAGAACAACUUCAAGAAGUAACUUUUUACAGUUAAGCUAUAAAUGUGAUGGACUGCCUGCCAGUGGUCUAAUGGUCAAAAGUUGCUGGUUCAAAUGUCCAUGUAAUCAGUUGAGAUGACCAUGCAUUGUGUCCUGUGGUGGACUGGUUGUAUCCGGUCUGUGUCACUUACCACAGAGACUGGGUUUAAGCAUCGGUCCUAUUAGUCUCCAUGGCUAGGGAAGUAAAUAAUAUCAAAUAAUAAAUAGUCAAAUGAAUUUCCUUGACUGAAGGGAAAGACAAACACCUGUUGAACACAUGUACAGUUUAUUUGUUUCCGUCAUAUACACACUGCAGCUCCUGUUUCUUUUCUCUGGGUUUUACCCUUUUUUCUUUUUUUAUUCUCCCAGUUAUUCAUUUUACUAAUACAUGCCCUUGUAUAUAUUCAUUAAUAAUUGUCAUCACCAUAGAAACAAGAUGCUUAUUUGUGAAACUCCAA
Alosa sapidissima (American shad) is the source of this 4607-nucleotide messenger RNA. RefSeq names its product calcium/calmodulin-dependent protein kinase type II delta 1 chain. Gene Ontology annotation, cellular component: cytoplasm; neuron projection. Lineage: Eukaryota; Metazoa; Chordata; Actinopteri; Clupeiformes; Clupeidae. The transcript has 21 exons. Gene Ontology annotation, molecular function: ATP binding; calcium/calmodulin-dependent protein kinase activity; calmodulin binding. Gene Ontology annotation, biological process: protein phosphorylation. The coding region runs from base 266 to 1837 and encodes 523 amino acids. The record is from RefSeq and is a predicted model, not a curated record.